This is a messenger RNA of Symbiodinium sp. CCMP2592, 1899 nucleotides long. Lineage: Eukaryota; Dinophyceae; Suessiales; Symbiodiniaceae. The record is from the annotation of a GenBank genome assembly.
AUGCUGCCGCCACUGGGUGAUACGGCCCAGGGUUCGGCGGGGAGUCGUGAUGGACCUCCGGAGGCAGGUGGUGAUCGGAAGCGCAUUCGUAUCAGAGCAGUGCAGUUUGGCAGCUACAACCUUGAUUAUCAUGAUGAAGAUGUGAGCCUUGAUUAUCCUGAGCUUGAGUGUGGUGAGCUUUGUGAACAAAUCGAAGCAGAGAUGGAGAGUGAAGUCGCAGCGGCAGGUGAGGACGUUGUGAGUGAGGGCACCGCGGCUCCGAACGUACAGGGCCCUCUGAGUGAUGCAUCACUUCACGCGUCCGAUUUGCAGACUUUGGAGGAGUCCCUUGCGCGCGUCUGGGUGAACCAGUCGGAAGGGCUUGAACAGGUGUGUGCCAAGAUGGCCAAGUUCAAACACACUUCUUGGGAGGUUAUGAUCAACGAGGAAAGAAAUCUUGCCGUGAAUAAGUGGCUCAGCCUGGUCAUGGUCGAGCCCUUGACCUUCGGUGUAGCUAGGAACUUCUACGCCGGCAAGGCGUCGGGGAUCUCUUCGGGAUCACUUGCUGACAGCAUUUCGGAUUGCCUUGCUGCCAAGGCCACUUCGACGAUCAAUGCCAGGGCUAAUUGCUUGUUGCGGUUUGUUUCUUGGGCAAAGGGGAACAUGCCGUUUGUUUUUCCCUUGACCGAGCACGCUGUAUAUGCAUACUUCGAGGAGAAGAAAUCGACAGCAGCCGCGACAUCGUUCAGGAGCCUUCUUUCUUCCGUUGCUUUUGCUCAGCAUGUGGUGGGCCUGGAAGGGUGUGACAAGGUUUACACUUCGGGUCGCGUCCGCGGCCUUGCGUCGAAGCUUUUCAUGCAGAAGAGGAAGCUCAAGCAGCGGAAUCCCCUCAGGGUCUCCGAUGUCAUUCUUCUUGAAAGGAUUUGCUGCAAGCUUGAGAACAGGUCUUUGCAGGACCGCAUCGCUGCAGGCUUCUUUCUUUUCUUGAUCUAUGCAAGGGCUAGAUACAGUGACGGGCAAAAUGUAGCAUCGCUGACUGACUCGCCGCUCUACUUGGAGUGCAGUGUGGGCAGGUCCAAGACGAGUUUCACUUUGGAACGCAAGACCAGGUACUUGCCGAUGGCUGCCAGGAAGGUGGGCGUCAGUUGUGCAUGGGCCGAUGCUUGGCUUGAGGCUAUGGCAGAAGCGGGUCUUACGAUCAAGAAGAACGACCCGCUGCUCCCCUGCCCUUCCUCGAAUGGUUCUUGGAAGAUGGUCCCGCUUCCGUGUGAUCAGGCGUGCUCGUGGCUCAGGAGCCUGCUGGGGAACGCUCAGAGCGAUCCCUACCUUGCGAAUGUGGGAACACAUAGCCUUAAGAGAACUUUGCUGAGUUGGGCAAGCAAGCGUGGUCUGCCCAGAGAACAGAGGGCCCUCUUGGGGUAUCAUACGUCCCGAGCCUCGGGUGCGGGAUCAGAGCUGAUCUAUGAGUCCGAUGCCCAGUCGGCUCCGCUCAGGGCUUUGUCAUCUAUGAUCGACGAGGUCUCGUCCGGGACUUUCAAGCCUGACAAACCAAGGGGGCAGCAACUUGCUUCCGAGCUGUCGGCAACUGCCGACCCCCCUGGCGAUGAGAUCGAGUCGUCAGACUCUGAGGGCUCCGAGGACGAGGAGGAGAUCGACCACUCAGGAGACGAGGCUUGUGCUGCUGAGGCUUUGGACUGGCAUGGGAAGGUCGAUCUCGACAAGAUUGAUCCCUCUUGUGUCUUCUUUCGGCAUCGCCAAUCCAGGGUAGUGCACAUCACUGCCGACGAAGCCGGUGCCAACCUGGGCUGCGGUAGGACCAUUUCGGGUCAGUACAGGAAGCUGGAGGCGCGACCCGCAAUUUUGCAUCCAAGGUGCAAGCAGUGCUUCAGGAAGUACUUGAUUGUGCAGCAGGGCACAUGA